AUGGCAGCCCUGCGCCUGAAAAUCAUCGUGUCCUUCCUGUGCCAGCUGGUGGUGGCCUCCACCUUGGAGAUCGGCUCCUACGACAUCGAGCGGGGCCGCGAGGCCAGAUGCCAGCCCAUCGAGAUCCCCAUGUGCCAGGGCAUCGGUUACAACAUGACCCGCAUGCCCAACUACAUGGGGCACGAGAACCAGCGGGAGGCGGCCAUCAAGCUGCACGAGUUUGCCCCCCUGGUGGAGUACGGCUGCCAUGUCCACCUGCGCUUCUUCCUCUGCUCCCUCUACGCCCCCAUGUGCACGGACCAGGUGAGCACCAGCAUCCCGGCCUGCAAGCCCAUGUGUGAGCAGGCCCGGCACAAGUGCGCCCCUAUCAUGGAGCAGUUCAACUUUGGCUGGCCGGAGUCCCUGGACUGCAGCAAGCUGCCCACCAAGAACGAUCCCAAUGCCCUGUGCAUGGAGGCGCCCGAGAACGCCACCCCUGGGGACGCUCCGAAGGGACAGGGCAUGCUCCCAGUGGCGCCACGCCCCAGGCCCUCAGGGACUGGAGAGGGCAGGGGGCCGAACAGCUUAGGGUCAUGUGAAAACCCCGAGAAGUUCCAGUACGUGGAGAAGAGCCUCUCCUGUGCCCCCAAAUGCUCCCCUGGGGUGGAUGUGUACUGGUCCCGGGAGGACAAAGAUUUUGCCUUCAUAUGGAUGGCAGUUUGGUCAACGCUGUGUUUCGUCUCCACGGCCUUUACGGUGCUCACCUUCCUGCUGGACCCGCACCGGUUCCAAUACCCGGAGAGACCCAUCAUCUUCCUCUCCAUGUGCUACAAUGUCUACUCGGUGGCCUUCAUCAUUCGCUCAGUGGCUGGGGCUGAGAACAUAGCCUGUGACCGGGAGAACGGGGAGCUGUACAUCAUUCAGGAGGGGCUAGAAAGCACCGGCUGCACCAUUGUCUUUCUCAUCCUCUACUACUUCGGCAUGGCCAGUUCGCUCUGGUGGGUCAUCCUGACUUUGACCUGGUUCCUGGCAGCUGGGAAGAAAUGGGGACACGAGGCUAUCGAAGCCCACAGCAGCUACUUCCACAUGGCCGCGUGGGGCAUCCCAGCCAUGAAGACUAUUGUCAUCCUCACCAUGCGAAAGGUGGCAGGAGAUGAGCUCACCGGGCUCUGUUACGUGGGAAGCAUGGACGUCGGUGCCUUGACGGGGUUCGUGCUCAUCCCGCUGUCCUGCUACCUGGUGAUCGGCACCUCCUUCAUCCUCACGGGCUUCGUCGCCCUCUUCCACAUCCGGAAGAUCAUGAAGACGGGAGGCACCAACACAGAGAAGCUGGAGAAGCUGAUGGUGAAGAUUGGGGUCUUCUCCAUCCUCUACACCGUCCCGGCCACAUGCGUCAUCGUCUGCUACUUCUACGAGCGGCUCAAUAUGGAUUACUGGAACCUCAGGGCGUUGGAGCACGGCUGCAUGGCCUUCCCCGGCAGGCGCAGCACCCACUGCUCUUUGGAAGCCUCGGUACCCACCGUGGCUGUCUUUAUGCUAAAGAUUUUCAUGUCGCUGGUGGUGGGCAUCACCAGUGGCGUGUGGGUGUGGAGCUCCAAGACGCUCCAGACCUGGCAGAGCCUGUGCAACAGAAAACUGGGCAUGAGGACUAGGGGGAAGCCUUGCAGCGGGGUCACUUGCACUGGGGCGCAUUGCCAUUACAAAGCCCCUACGGUCACGUUACACAUGACCAAAACAGACCCUUACCUGGACCAUCCCACGCAUGUCUAG
This is a messenger RNA of Emys orbicularis (European pond turtle), 1749 nucleotides long. RefSeq names its product frizzled class receptor 9 (gene FZD9). Gene Ontology annotation, cellular component: plasma membrane. Gene Ontology annotation, biological process: canonical Wnt signaling pathway; non-canonical Wnt signaling pathway. Bases 1 to 1749 code for a protein of 582 amino acids. Gene Ontology annotation, molecular function: Wnt receptor activity; Wnt-protein binding. The record is from RefSeq and is a predicted model, not a curated record. NCBI's taxonomy places the organism in Eukaryota, Metazoa, Chordata, Testudines, Emydidae. The transcript has a single exon.